This is a messenger RNA of Cetraspora pellucida, 127 nucleotides long. Lineage: Eukaryota; Fungi; Glomeromycota; Glomeromycetes; Diversisporales; Gigasporaceae. The record is from the annotation of a GenBank genome assembly.
AUGCCUACACAUGUGAAGGACCAAACGGCGUGGGAAGUUCAGAUGCACGCAUCAACAACACAUGUCAUUGACAAAUGUAUUUGCGCAAACCAAGCAGGAACAGGAAUGACGCUGAAAGAAAUCAGGC